AUGGCUAUAAAUCGUAAUAUUACGUCAAAGGGUGGUUAUCACCUUAAACAUAAACUAAAAGGGUUGAAAAAAAGAAAAAAGCAAGAAAAUCGGUUAGUGAAUGGUGACGAGGGCAACGAUAUGCAACGAACGAAAAAGAAUUGGGAAAUCCCAAGAAAACUUUUACACACUUCUAUAGAACUGCAAGUAUCAAUUGCAGAUGCACUACGGUUUAAUAGUAUCCAAUUUAAUAACCUUUACAUCAAAGUACUGGGAUUUUUGAUGCGAGAAUCAGAAAAGUAUGGUAAAAUAAACGGAGUAGUAUUUUACCUUGCUGGGUGUAUUGGCGCGUUAUCAAUAUUUCCGAAGGACAUCGCAGCAAUAUCAAUACUCAUACUAUCAUGGUGUGACACAGCCGCAUCUUUUAUCGGUAGAAAAUAUGGACAUUACACAUAUAGAUUUAGUAAUGGUAAAUCUUUGGCAGGUACAUUGGGAGCCAUUACAGUUGGAUCAAUAGCCGCAUUAUUCUUUUGGGGAGGAGGAUUACAAUAUCAUAAAAUUGAAGUUGAGAAUUGGAUACCGGAUAAAAGUGUAUUAUCAUUACCUGCGUUAUGUUUGGUAACAGGCAUUAUUAGUGGUGUUAGUGAAUUAAUAGAUGUGGGAGGAUUAGAUGAUAAUCUUGUGAUGCCUUUGUCAGCAGGAUCUUUAUUAUGGAUAAUACUAGUUGGGUUAGGAUUAGGUGGAUCUACAAAAUGA
This is a messenger RNA of Cetraspora pellucida, 735 nucleotides long. The record is from the annotation of a GenBank genome assembly. Lineage: Eukaryota; Fungi; Glomeromycota; Glomeromycetes; Diversisporales; Gigasporaceae.